AUGUCUCCAUCUUUUCAAUGGAAUCCCAUUCUGAAGCCCUCAGGCUCAGAAUUCGAGUUCGGCUUAGAGAUCAAUGGACUUGACGUUGCAAAUCUGACUGAUGAGGACUUCAACACAUUGCGCGCGCUUCUGUACGAGAAUCAAGUUGUGGUCAUCAAGAACCAGUCCGAGCUUUCUCCAAAGGCCCAGUAUGAACUCACUCGACGUUUCGACCCCGUGUCCGAGAUGUACAGUCACGGAAAAGCUAUCGAUAAACGCAGCGUUCUCCACGCCGACCUCAAGACGAUUCCAACACAACCUCAAGUUCAGGUCAUUGGCCAUGGGUUUGUGGAGUCGUUCGAAGGCCUCUCAAACAUUCAACUGAAACACCCACAUCACAAAAUGUUCCACAAGACGCCUGUGUCUGAUGAAGACGACGCUGCGUACACCCAUUUCUAUCGGUGGCACAUUGAUUCAGCCAUGUACAACCUUGAUCCUCCCUUGGUUACAUCCUUACUCGCGGUUCAGGUCCCAAAAGGACGACGCCAGAUUUGUCGCUAUGAUGACGGCACCGGGGAUUGUCUCGAUGUUCCCCUAGGAACAACAGCAUUUUUUAGUGGAUACAAACUCUACGAAUUGCUUUCAGCGGAGGAACAACGCUUCGUGCGGACCAGCAAAGUAGAGUACGCCCCCCAUCCAUAUAUCUGGAUAAGCAAGGCAAAGUCUCGAUCCAACGGGUUGGGAAUUGUCUCUGAAGGCCUGGAACUAUCAGAAGAAGAACUUCCCCCGGUUGAAGACUCCAAGGUCAAGAUUUAUCCAAUGGCUUGGAAGAAUCCGGUCACAGGAAAGCUGGCCAUGAUGGUCUACCCCACUUGUAUACGGAAGAUUCACUUGGAGAACGGCGAUGUUCUUGACGAUCUUGCCGAGAUUCGGGAAAGACUCUACAAGAUGCAACGGCGAGGUAUCGAUCCCAGUCGGAUAUACGCCCAUGAUUGGAAAGAAGGCGACUUGGUUCUGUUCAAUAACCAUGGAGUCAUGCACUCAAUCGUGGGGUCAUUUUCUGAGGGUGAGGUCCGCAUUUUCAGGCAGUGCAAUAUGGCUGCAAGCUACCCCCCAAAGGGAUUCGAGGAAGGCGAGAAAGGCAUUUGA
This is a messenger RNA of Ilyonectria robusta, 1128 nucleotides long. RefSeq lists its product as uncharacterized. Bases 1 to 1128 code for a protein of 375 amino acids. The transcript is spliced from 2 exons. Gene Ontology annotation, molecular function: oxidoreductase activity. The record is from RefSeq and is a predicted model, not a curated record. Lineage: Eukaryota; Fungi; Ascomycota; Sordariomycetes; Hypocreales; Nectriaceae.